AUGUUUAGCAGCGGUGCCGAGCCGCUGGCCGCGUUCGGCGGCAUCCAAGAUGUCGCGGGGCGGUUGCCCUCCACAUUCUGGACUGCGCUCCGGGAGCGUGCCGAACUUUGGCAUGAUUCCUUUUCGGAGCAGUUGGACUACGACAAGGCCUUGAAGAAGGUCCUUUCGCACCUUGCCGCCAAGAACAGCUCCUUUCUUCCUCGUGAUCUGAACGAGUCACUGGAAUCGUUUCCCACAGAAGUGGGCCCGGGAGGGCGCACACUUUGGGGCUUCGCCCUGGCAAACUACUCGGACGAAACAGUGGAGGUCAACUUCACCCAGCUGGCAGUCACAGCUGGCUGGAACCCAAAGCUUUUCUCAGAUGAGACGGGCCACGGCAGUGGCUGGGCAAUGGGUGAGUUCAACCUUACGAGCGACGCAACGGUAUUGGCGAGACUUGGUGUAUGCAGGUUCCACUUGGAGCAAAACUUCUCCAUUAGCAAUGAUCAGCAAAUCUUGUUAGCAGACAUGUUGUGGAAGAUAUACAGAUGGUAUACAAGUCUUGGCAAAGUAGAUGGGGAAUUCAUCUUCAGUUGCCUCCCACAGCUCAGGAAGUGCUCGAGCUCUUUUUAUCUGGACUCUGAUUUAGCUUUGCGCCUGGCGGACGUUUAUGGGGAGAACCGGUCCGUGCAUGUUCUGCAGUUGCAGAUCCUUGGACAACGCUUAGUCGAAUCAGUGUCAAUUUCUGCUGCGCAGCGCCAGAGUCUCUCUUGUGAGCAAGUCAGGAAGGGGCAGCAUCGAGUCUUUGUCAAGGCAGCAGAGCCAGGCAAGGGAGGGCCGUCCCUGCAGACAAAAGACGAAGUAAGCUUCCCUCGCUGGAAAUUCAACGAUUCCACUUGCAAUCUGUGCCCCACGCGGAAGAAUCCAAAGAUUGCAUGCCUGGAAACCCUGCGAGCCUUCACGGCCAAGUCCUUGUCUCUGCAAUCUGCACUUGAUCCUGAAUGCCAGAUGGCAGAGUCGGAAGAACAAAGUAUUUACAAGGUGUCAAGCCAGUCCCUGUACACUUCUGUAUGCUUCCGCUGCGAGUUCCUUCUGGAUGGCGCGGCAGCACGGGAAGCUUUGACGGGCGUAGCAGCUGCUGGGCCCGAGAAGGUACUCAGCCCUUUCGUCUUACUGAAGGACGUAGCCGUCUCGGAGGUCAUUGGCUCUGAUCUGGCUUCUCCUCACCUGGGCACCUUGGCGAACUUGGCCUUCUCGCUGGUAGAUCAGCAGGGAAUCCCCAUCCUCAACACUGCCCGGGAGCCCUUGCACUUGCUCAGCGCUGCGAUUGUCGAAGAAGCGGUCAAUCUCAGUGUGCAAGGAGUCCAUCCCGGCGAUUUGCCUGCUGUACAACCUGGGCAAGCCAUGAUUCUGAGGCUGAACCUUCAGCAGGGUGGGCAGCUGACCUGCCACGGGCGGCCCAAGGUUUUCACCUUCACGGUAGCGCUGCAGCCAGAGGGCAACCACGCGCCGGUCCAUGCCUCCAUCACCACGCAAUGCCGCCGCAGUGCGGAUCGCGGCUUCCUCGUGGCCUACCCGGACUUCGAUGGUUAUGAGCUGGGCGGGGAGACGCUCGGAGACAGAUGCCUGGACAAUGCCUUGGGUGCCUUGCGCUAUGUGCGCGAGGAGCUGCCAGGAGCCCCAGGCAACGUCACCGAGCGGCGGAAGAGCCACAGCUUGGACGAUACCCGAGUGCUGGUGACAGGCCACUCCAUGGGUGGCCACGGCUGCUUCGUGUUCGCCAGUCACUUUCCGGAUCUGCUGCUUGGUGCUGCUUGUGCCUCCGGCUGGCCGUCCUUGAACUCGUACGCUGGUGAUUCCCAUUCAGGCCUUCUCGAUGGAACCCGGCGCGGUUUGCUGGAAGAAGCGCGCUUUGAGCACGCGGCGGAUUUCGCACACGAGAACCUGGUUGGCGUCCCUAUGCUCGUGAUAUACGGGAGCAAGGACGACAACGUCCCACCGACGCAACCUCGCAACAUGGUCCGUUUGCUCGAAUCGGCCGGGCAGAAAGACAGCUCCGUGACAGCCGUCGAGCUUCCAGGUGCAAUUCCAUGUAGCGCUUGCUUGAAUUGCCUGCCAUUCGCACUUUUCUCAGAUUUCCCAGACGAGUCGUUCCUACGAAGACUGUCUCCUGCGAAUCGCAGGUGUGGGCCACUGGUUCGGCCAGGAUGA
Messenger RNA from Symbiodinium sp. CCMP2592, 2190 nucleotides. The record is from the annotation of a GenBank genome assembly. NCBI's taxonomy places the organism in Eukaryota, Dinophyceae, Suessiales, Symbiodiniaceae.